GCUAAAUUUUAAAGAUGGCGGGCACAGGUGUAUUGGUUCGCCUGCUGGAAAGACAGAGAGGCAGGUUGGCUAAGAAUCCAGAUAUAAAUAGAGUCAUACCUUUACUGAUAAAAAAAAGAUUCUUUUCGAUUAUGGAAGAAAAACAGAUUGCGAAUGCAACUAAUAAUUCUGGGAGGACAGAUAUUCUGAUUGACAAACUUUCGAGAGACCCUGAAGCUGUUCUAGGAUUUUGCAAAGCACUUGAGGAAUGCGCUCCGCACCUGUUAACCGAACUUCUUUUAGAUCAUGGAGGAAAUUUUUCUGACAGCAGUUAUAACAAUGACACUCACACUCUUCAGGUUGGCUAUGAAUUGGCCAUGAAAGAAAGAGAUGCUGCCAUACGAGAGAAUUCACGUAUUGCUGAUGACCUUAAUGAUGCAAGGCGAAAGGUAGAUGCCCUUCAGGCAGAGAGAAACAGAUUAGUCAACAACUUGGAAAAUCUUUCUUCUCGGCUGGACAAGCCUACCAAUCCAAAACGAUUCGAUGGAGCUGGAGGCAAAGUGAGCAAUUCAAGUCUACAGCAUAUUUUGGCAGAUUCUGAUGAUGGUGCAGUUAUUGAGGAGGCUGGUGACAAUAUUGUUUGGCAACUUCAUCAUGUAUCAUUGCAAAGGGUGGUUAACUAUGGGUUUGGAAUAGCAGUCAGUGGAGGCCGUGACACGCCUCAUUUUGCAAGUGGUGACCCGUCCAUUGCUAUCUCUGAUGUCCUGAAGGGAGGCCCAGCUGAGGGCAAACUACAGUUAAAUGAUCGUAUUGUGAGUGCCAAUGGAGUAUCAUUAGAGAAUGUCAGCCAUGCCACUGCAAUACAGGUGCUAAAAAAUUGUGGUGACAUUGUCCAUUUGGUGGUGAGGCGGCGAGUGGUGAUGCCUGCAACAGGGGAAAGGGAAGUCCCACUUAGAAUCACCAUCACCAAAAGGAACAAAAAAGACGAAUUUGGCUUGGUGUUAGGUUGUCACUUUUUCAUCCAAGAAAUUUUGCCUGACUCCUUAGCUUCCCAAGAUGGGGGGCUUAGAAGAGGAGACAUAGUUCUUAAGAUUAAUAACACACCACUGGAGGGUUUAUCCUUAGCAGAUGUGAAAAAGCUGCUUGAUAGGUCAAGAGACAAGCUGCAGAUCAUUGUGUCAAAGCCUUCACCUGAAGAACGCUUGCAUUUGCAGCCCCCUUCGAUGCCUUCUCGGGUUGAUGAAGGUUAUGCAACAUUUCGUCAGCCAUCAGAUCGAGAAGAUGUUAACAUCUAUAGACCCAGUGUACGGUCUGAAGAUGAUUUUUACCCAGAUGGCCUUCACAGUCCAAAUCGAGAACAAGUACCAGGUGACCUCUACAACCUACCUCAGGAUGGGUACUUGAGUGAUCAUGAAGCUGGUUUUAGACGACAUCCUGAGGAGGAAGAUGUGUUUGCAAGGCCUCCACUUGAUGAGAGAUACAUUGGCGUGCGUUCUGACAUAAGAAUGGAAAUCCGACGUGUGGCAUUCCAGAAAGACAAGCUGAAAGGGUUAGGGCUUCGACUUGCUGGGGGAAAUGCAACUGGUAUUUUUAUUGCCUCUGUCCAACCAGGCAGUGCAGCUGAAGCAGAAGGGCUUGCAGAGGGAGACCAGAUUUUGCAGGCCAAUGGCUUGGACAUUGUUGGUCUCACAAGAGAGGAGGCUGUGGCUCAUCUUACAAGUUUAGAGGGACAAGUUACCCUCAUUGUGCAAUAUAAGAAAGAAGACUACGACAGCAUAAUGGCAAGUCAUGAAGCUGGUGAUUCAUUCUAUGUCAGGACCCAUUUCAAUUAUUCAGAGCGAGAAAUUGGUGGAGAGCACAACUUUAAAGUGGGUGACAUUUUCCACAUUAAAGAUACCCUGUUUCGAGGUGUUGGAGGGUCUUGGCUAGCCAUCCGUGUUGGCCCUAACGGAGAAGAACUUAAGAAGGGUACCAUUCCCAACAAGAAAAAAGCGGAAGCCAUUGCAGCUGCUCAACAGGCAGAAAAUGAGGAGAAAGAUGCCUUCCAAAACAAAGGUCGUGGUGGUCUUUUCAAAAGAAAAUCUACUCGGCGUGCAAAGUCUUUAGGCAAAGACCACUGGGAGGAUGUCAUCUUUACUGGGGAAGAUGAAGAAGCUGGUUUGACAACUAAAUUUCCACCAUAUGAAAGAGUAGUUCUUAGAGAUCCUGCAUUCGUGCGACCAGUAGUACUGUUUGGUGCCAUAGCUGAUGUGGCACGUGACAGAUUGCUGACAGACUUUCCGGACAGAUUUGAAUCUCCACAAAUGGAGAGAGGGACUGACCCUGACCCCAGGAAAGCAAAAUCUGGUAUUAUUCGUUUUGGUGCCAUCCGCGAUGCUAUGAAUAAGCAAAAACACUGUGUACUAGACGUAACACCAUACCAUGUGGAUCGAUUAAAUUAUGCUCAGUACUACCCUAUUGUUGUCUUUCUGCGUGGGGAAAGUAAACAGUCCAUCAAAGAAGUCCGCUCUCGAUGGCGGGGAAACAGUGCAGCUAACAAAAAUCCUAAAAAACUACAAGAAAUGAAUGAGAAGAUGGAGAGCUUAUAUCCGCAUCUGUUCACAGGAACGAUUACCCACACAACAACCGAUGCCUGGUUCCCUAGGCUGAUGGAAAUGAUCGAAUCACAGCAGCGUAGACCCAUCUGGAUGUCAGAGAAGAAGCCUGAAGAGGACAUGAAUGAUGACUUCAUGUUUCCUAUGCCAAAUCGAAUGAGCUUGGCAGGAGCUCCUGAUGCCGAGCAGGACCUGGCUUUCCCCUCAGACACUUUUGAUGCUUCACCCAUGCAAAAGAAGCGUCUUGUGAGGUCAUCCUCUGACCCAAGCAUCAACACCACUGAAAGGGUGCCAGGGAUACCACCAUAUCCAGCUCCUCCAGGCUACCACAAUGCUAAAGCAGUUCCCUACAGAAGUCGUGAUGACUCUGGAUGGGAUGACUACCAUUUACCAAAGCAUGUUCAGGAGAGAUCAGGGGACUGGCAGAUGCACCCUGAUGAUCGUUACUACCCUCACCAUCACCAUGAUGCAUCUUGGUCACCACAGCAGCAUUCUCCACAACAGCUGCAGCCUUCACACAACACUCGCUCAGACAUUGAUGUUUAUGCAACUGUCACUCCAAGAGAGCGGCGAAAUAGAACCCAAGAAGGUAAUCAUAAAGGGGCCUAUGACCAGUAUGAUCCUCAUCAUGAAAGGAUAGUUGCUGAUGACCAGUAUGGGCCUACACAUGACAGAAUAGCUGCGGAUGACCAGUAUGGGCCUCUUCGUGAUAGAACAGCAUCGGAUGACCAGUAUGGUCUUCGGCAUGAACGAGUAUCAGCUGAUGAUCUUUAUAGGAUGCAAGUGAGCCGCCCCACAGUUUCUUCUGCAGAUGGUCACUUAGCGCCAGCACCUGGCAGCAGUGAACACAAGGGUUACAAUGAUGCAUCGUCACAUGACAGCGAUUCCUACAGUCGCUACGUCAGCAGCCCAGCCAACAAGCACGAUGACUCGAAACUUCGUGACAAGUUUGGAUCACUGCAGGUUGGAGGCCGAGACCGCAACCCUGCUGCCCACGACCCUUACAGAUUCACACGCAGCACAGCCAAUCCUGUGUCUCGUGUUCAGAUUGACCGAGCCAAGCUUAAUGACUUGACUGCCAGAUACAGACGGGAGGAGAAGCAGCAGGCUCGAUCCAACAAAGGAGGAGGGCCAGGUUCACCACCAGCCCAGGGGAUCCAGAAAAAUGAAAGACAAGAAGGGCAUGCGUUAGUGAAGAAGAAGGAGCCACCACCAAUCCCAGCCAAAACCUAUGCUCAUAAGGAUCGUGGUGCCGACAUUGAAGAAGUGAAAGCUAGAAAUUACGAAAAUUCAAAUAGAUCGUACAACUACAGUGAGAUCACCUUCCAUAGGCAGCAUUCAGCUGGAGAGCUUCGCUAUCAGCAAGAACACAUUCCUCCACAGUUGCAGCACAACACCUCUGAGUCACCAUAUGAGUACAUCUCUGCUCGCAGCCAGCCUGUUUCUUCAGGGCGUGAUUUUCGUCAUCAAGGUGCUGUGAGAGGAGACAUUCCUCCUCCUUUGCCUUCCUCACUUUCUCCUGAAGAUUAUCCAGGUGACUUUGGGGUGGGGGGUUACGAUGGGUCUUCAUCUUCAAGAGCCUUUUCAAAUAAUGUUUACAUGGAUCAUCGCGAGAUUGAUCGGGUUCGUGGUGGAAGCAGUGACACUGAAAGAGAAGCACCCAGGCUUAACCAGUCAGGCUACACGAGACCCAGAACAGAUGAUGAACAGCUGCGAGAACUUCAACGAAGUCGGCAGAGAUUGCCAUCUGACUCGCAUAUGCCAAACAGGGCUAAAUCAGAGACACGAAUGGAUGUACAAAAUAGUCAACGAUGGAACAAGUACAAGAGCUGGGAUAAUGAAAAGGAAGCACAAAAGACUUUUGAUACAUACAAACGGCUCAUCACGCCAGGGUUUUAUGGGUCACGAAAACAAAUGUCAAAAUCUCAUGAUGAACUGAGAGAUGAGACCUCUGAACAUAUAGGCCCAGAAUCAGCACAAAGAUGGCCAAGUGCUUUUGAAACCUACAAGAGGACAUUAAGUGGUUCAAACUCCCAGUUGAUAGAAGACAAAGAAACUGGUGGACAGGGUCUGGAGACAGGCUUCCCAAGCCAAGAAGGAGACAGUCAGACAAUCAUUGCCACAGCUAGAGGAGUCUUUACCAGUGCUGGUGGCAUCCUGGAGUCUAGAGAAACAGGAGUGAGCAUUGUGAUUCCUCCAGGAGCUUUACCAGAAGGUUCCCAGCAAGAGAUUUACUUCAAAGUCUGUUCUGGCAAUAGCAUACUUCCACCACUAGACAAGGAUAAAGGAGAAACGCUGCUGAGCCCCCUGGUAAUGUGUGGACCCCAUGGGCUGCAGUUCCAGAAGCCAGUGGAGCUGAAACUUCCGCACUCUGCAUCUGUCAACCCAAAGAAUUGGUCAUUUGCCCUCAAGUCAAGUGAUUCCCCAUCAGGUCAACAAAGCUUUAACUUCACCAAUAAAGGUCAGCCUACCCAGUGGCAGAACAUGGCAUUAGCAGGGUCAGAGGGUGUGACUCAAGGCCGUGUCAGUCAGACUAGUGUGUCUGUCCUUGUUGACCAUUUUUGAGAAAUGUGACUUUUCAUGACAGUUAAAGCUUGCAGUGCCAGAAACUGGUUUAAAAAACUUUGGCUGUAUAGAGUGUUUCAAGUGUUUCUAAAAAAUGUUUUAACAAAUUUGUAAUUGGCAACAGUGGGGUUUACAUACACAUGCUUAACCCCUUACCUCUUGUGGUCUUUCUGCAUGGUUAUUGUGUGGAAAAAGGUUUUUAAAAAGAAAGAGAAGGAACAUUCUUUAACCUGAAACUACACCAUAAAGUGAACACAUACAUUGAAAAAGGGGGAAACUGAAGCUGGCACAGAAGGGCCAGAUGUCUGCUUUUUGUUCUUUACGUCGGGGCUUUGUCAGCACAUUUUGCAGUCGUCAUCCAAUUUGGCCUAAUUUCUUCAUCUGCAGAAAAACUUAUUUUUCUGGUCUUUUUGCAUCCUAUGAUAAAAACACAAAUGAAGAGGAAUGAAUGAUAUUAACUCAUUUUGUUACGAAAGUUCUUAACUAAAAAUAUUACUUGGUAUUUUCUAUUAAAAAAAAACUCAUCACAUAGCAUUUUGCAUUUCAUGCUUAACAUUCUGUUGAUUUGCUGCGGCUCUGUUCAGGAUGCCUUACUCUGUAUUUAUUGUAGGUGUUUUGGAUUUGACAUAAAAAUAUAUCCAAAAAAAAUUUUAAGGUAGCAGUGGGCAUCUAAUUUGUAGUAUGCUUUAUGCAUGUGUGAGAGUGAGGUAGGUGUAUGUGUUAGAGUGAGGUGGGGGCUGUGUGUGUGAGAAAGAGUGAGGGGACAGAGAGACUUUCGUUCCUUGAUGAUAUUACAUGAUGUCCUAUCAUAAACAAAAAAAUUUAUUGAUUCAUUACCAAACAUUUUUAUAAGUUUUCUAACAGAAUGAUAUAUUCCUGGAGUCAUUCCACUGCUGAUGACAUCAAAAAUAAAUUCAGUGUUGUUUAUGUGCUUGUCUCUGUUAAAAGAUGCAUUUGCCUUUGAUCUAUAAAAUUCCUUAAACAUCAGUAAGACAAUGGGAUGUUGUACUGGUGACUUACAGACUAACAGAACCCUUUGAAAUAAGAUACAUGAUAGAACGCAUUGUCAACUUAUUUCAUGAGAGAAUGUGUGUUGACUUAUCAUUAUCACCUUGUGACUUAAGUAAACUCUAACAUCUAGACAUCUAGAUGAUACUAAUAACACUUUCCUCUUUCCUAAUGACCUUUAACUAUCUUUGCCAAAAUCAAAAACUGUAUUGUUAUAUCUUUGCAAAUAUUUGACCAAAGACAUUUGCAGAUAUGUGAUCAUGGAUGUGCACUGAACUGCAGAGAGAAAGAAAUUGAAAUAAUAUCUAAGUGAUGUCCACUUUUAAUUUUUUAUUUAUAGUUUUCCAUGUGUUCUUUGGACACCUUCAAGAAAUUCUAAGAAAGGAAUCAAACAACUAUGCAAGCUAUAGAAAAGUCUUGAUUUAUUUUCUUCCCUUUUAAGACAGUCGUGUAUAUUUGUUAUGUUGUUUUAUAAAGGAAGCACGAACAAAUCAAUAUUUCAUCAUAUUGCCUGUAUGUAUAUGUUUUCAACCAAGAUGAAUGCAUAAUGUUUUAAUCGGAGCUUUCUCUGUAUGUAAAUGAUUUAUAUUUUUUGUAUGGUUGCACUUAACUGAAUUCAUAUAAUACCAAUAGUAGCCUUUAUGUGACUCCUUUAUCUGGGAUUGAGCACUGAUUUAUUGUUGAUUAAAUACAUAUUUAAUCAACAUGUAGUAAUAUGUAAAAAUAUAGUGUUUAUUUUCUUGCUUUAAAUGAACCAAAAAUGUCACAAUGAAAGAAAAUUACAAACUGGUAUGUAAUAUUUUUUCUUGCUAGAACACUGCUUUAAGUAUGUGUGUAUAGCUUCCAUUUUUCACCACCUGCUAUACCCAAAGCUGCUUCAGCAUAUUGACUCUAAAGUUUUUCUAGUAUAUUAGGUCUGUUCUCCACAUUGAUUUUUCUUAUUGCUUUUACUCUUUUUAGUUUUACGUGCUUUAUAUGGAUUUUACAUGGUGUUGAAAUAUGCAUGCCAUCAUUAACCUGGCAGCAAUGUACUCUACCAUCCAGUGACUAGUGAAUGAAUCUCAUCAUGAGCCAGGUAUAUGAGACUGAUAACUUGGGGCAGCUGUAAGUCUAUGAGCCUCAUAAUUAGAGGCCAUUGCAUUUAGUGCAGAAUUCUUUCAUUGUAGUUGUAGUAGUAUAUAUUCAUAGAGAUUAUUUUUGUAUGAACUUGAGAUUGCUUCACAAGUUUAACUACAAAGGAAAAAUAACAAGCCAUCAGUAAGUCUCUAGUAGACUUGUGUCAUUUCUGAUAAUAAAAUUAAGUAUCUGUGCAGGGACAAGGAUGGAGAAUUAUUCAAGAUUCUUUAAUUACAAAUGGCAGGCAAUUUUCAUUUGCCAUUAUUUAAUUUUCAUUGUUCAUAAUUCUCAAAAUAUUUUUAAAUACGUUUUCAGUGAGAAAUUGAAUGAAACUUUUUAAAAUGUUGAGCAUUGGCUCAGUUUUACAUGGUGUAUGUGGUUCUAGGAAGAAAUGCACAUUGGUUUAACCAUUAGAUUAGAUGCAGGCAUGAUGAGAAUAUGGUUUGCGUUGACACUAACACCUCAAUGAUCAUUCCUAACAUACAUCUUAAAAACUGAAAAUUGUCUGCCUUCAAGGAGUUGUGAUUAUAAAAAUAUUGUUCUUGAUGCAGAGUUGGGGCUACCUGUAUAUUAUUAAAUGGAGUCCUUUGAAUAUAAGAAGUUAUAGCAUUCCACUGCUUUUUCUUUGAAGCAUAUUUGUCCUAAUAACAUGUCAUUAUCAUGUAUAUUUCAUUUUCUUUUAAACAAAAGUCUUCUACUUAUUUUCCAUUUGCUGUUCACAUCAUUGAAAAAGAAUCUAAAACUUAAGAAUUUACUGCAUGUAUAAAACAUGUUUAGAGGUGGAGAUUUUGUUUUUUUGUUUCCCUCCAACUUUCCUCAACUGUAUCUGUCCCCUACAGAACUAGUUACAGUGAUAUAAAUUUAAAAAUACAGACUAUCAAAAUGUCAUUGUCAGAAACCUGACUAAUUUGCACAAGUCACAAGCUGUAUUAUCUAAUGUUAAUCUUUUAGCAUUCAGUGAUAAAAACUGUAAGCAAAUAUGAUUGAAAGUCUUACUAUUUUUUACAAAAUGUUUUGCGUGUUGAAAUAUUUAUUUCCUAAUGACUGCUUAAUCUAAAUACAACACAGUUUCUAGAUUUGCUAGAUUUUGGCUUGUCUUUUUUGUUCAACAGUGAAAAAUUUCUGAUUCAAUCCUCAACACACGCAGGUGACUUUAAGUGGUUGUGAUGAGUGAUAUAUUGCAAUUUUUCUGUGUGCCUUAAUUUUGUUGUGGCAGGAUGUGGAUGUCGAUAAAGGUGAGCAGAUCUUUUGUAUAAAGUGGGAGAAUGUUUCUAUUGUCUUCUUUUUAUUUUCAAUCAUUUCUUAGAAGCACCAGAAAUAUUUCUAGCUCAAAUACACAGAAUGGAAAAAACAUUGAAAACAUAAAAUGCCAAAGAAAAGCUAGUUUUGCUAGAGGUUGUUUACAUAGUUAUUUCUCUAAGGCUUGGGAGAGAGUGCUUACUUGCUUUAUAUGCAAUCCUUUAUAACGAGACCUCAACUUGUGUAACUCCAUGUCAAUAGUUCUCAGAAAAAUAGUUGAAAGAUGGUGGCUACAUGUUAUGUUAAGUUUUAUGCCAAGAUUUUAAAAAUAAUUGUGAUUGAUCAUUCCUAAUGAUAUCUAUUCUGAGUAGUUUUGUUGAAUGGACUUUGAAAUUAGUACAAGAUUGUAAUGCAGCGGUGGCCAAAGUAUGGUCUGUGGAUAUCUUUGGACUGGCCCGUCAGCCCAAAUGCGAAGUGAACUUGUUUUAAUAACUUUAUUUAUUUAGGUUAAAUGGGAUAAAAAUUUGUCAAAUAUGACCUAGUGUGAGAAAUCAGCUUCACUUUUCACAUUAAAUUCUGUAAGUGAACAUCAUUAUGUAUGCAGUUCCAUCCCAUUUUCACUAGGUUUGUUGUGUAGUCACAAAGGUUUUGGGUAUGCAACUGGCCCAUUGCAUAGCUUAGAAUUUUGAGACUGGCCCAUGAAGAGAAAAUUUGGCCCACCCCUGCUGUAAUGCAGCAUUGUUUUUAGUUAUUAGCAAAUGCUAAUUUACCAAAUAUUGGUCAUUAAGGUCAGCAGAUGCGCCUAUAACAGAAAGAGUUUACUUUGUAAUCAUAUUUUAGAAAAUAUAUAGGCUGAAUUAGCAAACAUUUGCUGCUUUCCCUUAGCUGUUGCCUGCCGCCACCAAUAUGGCCUCUUUAUGUGUACAUGGAUGUACAUAAGCUUGUAGCUCAUGAGCAAAAAGUUACUUUUAAUCUUGUAAUAAACAGGACUGAAUUUGAAAAAAAGAAUGCUUUGAUGGGUAUUUGAUAGAAAUUAUUUUUGUAGGAAGAAUUCCUAUUUAACAUUUUAUAAGUAUUAAUUGCAUUCAUUUUUAUUCUUAGUACUAAAAGUUCCUUUGGUUAAGUUGGUUGUGAAAGAAUAACACUCAAAACUGUAUGUACACUAUUUGAAUUUUGCAAUUUAUCAGCAUUUACAUACAGAAGAUACAAGAUUCUUCUAAGGUCUGUUUGAAAAUCAAAAGUACAUUUCCAGUGUGUUAACAGUAUUUGAAAUUCUUCCAAACUGUUCUUUUCUGGUUGUGAAAACUGAAAAUGAGCAUGUUUUAUGCAUCAAAACAGGGCUGUCAUAAUAUAUACAAUUUUUAUAUUCUUAUGUACUAAUUUCUGUAUUGUAAAUGUGUCUACUCUGAACCUCUAUUUCUGAAGGUUAUGCAUGAUGAUCUGUUAGGUGCAUAAAACUUCAGGAUAUGAAAAGCAAAGAGUGUACACAGGUGUCAUGUGAAAAAGAGAAUUGCUGGCGUUUGCUAUAAUUUGAGAAGAAUGUUGCCAGGUUGAUUUUGUUUUUGCAAUGGGGUUAACCUGUGAUAUUAUUUGCCAGCAAAACAGUUCACAUCAUCUAUGUCAACCUUUACCAAAGGUAGGAUCAUAAGGGCAGUUGUCUCCAUCAUUCUUGCAAACUGCCUUUACGGGAAAGCAAGGUCUUGGGCUAAGUAUUACACUGUUUAGAUGCAGCAGUGAGGCAAGCAUGUGACAGCUCUUAUAGAUUGCUUCAAACACACUUUUGCUUAUUGUUUUGACUACCAUUGUUAUUUUUUGCUUAUGUAGUCAUAAACACCAAAAGUAUAUUUUUAUAAACUUAUUUGUAAUCUUGUUAUCUUAAAAAUGUAUAAACAAGUAUUUUCCAUUACAACUGAUUAUUUAAAUGUUAUCCAUUAACA
Molecule: messenger RNA, 10438 nt
Organism: Pomacea canaliculata
Lineage: Eukaryota; Metazoa; Mollusca; Gastropoda; Architaenioglossa; Ampullariidae
Product: tight junction protein ZO-1-like
Exons: 36
Coding region: 15-5138 (1707 amino acids)
Biological process (GO): regulation of apoptotic process; cell-cell adhesion; cell-cell junction organization
Cellular component (GO): plasma membrane; bicellular tight junction
Molecular function (GO): cell adhesion molecule binding
Source: RefSeq, a predicted model, not a curated record